AUCUACUUAGAGUGCUUACGCGUCCCAGCCGGGGCCUUGCACCUUUCUUCCCCAGUCCCCUCACCCUCCCGGACUGCUUCCCACCUUUCGUCUUACGUAUAUCUCAGAUAUUAUGCGACUAUUCCGCUGGUCUCGUCCUCUAUCUACACCAGACAAGAUCUACUCAUCCGGUCUCAAGACGCUCUACCUAGGCCGCGCACUCUGGUACCCGGAGCCGCACGAGUCGGGCGAGCCGCAGAUCGGCGACGUGGGCUACAUCCUUGAAGGCGCGUUCAUCCGACUGUUCAAUCUCAAUGUCUCUGUGCCCGAGAACGCUGUCAUGUUUUGGGAGCCGCCGUUCGAAAUCACAGAGCCGCUGCCUCCGGGGCUCCUCAGAAUUGACCGCAGGCGCCGCCCGCUCGCACCAGAUCAUUAUCGCAUCCAUGGUGCCGAGAGAAAGGAGCCGCGCGCCCCAGCAGAUCUGUAAGCGUACUUAAUUUUUUGGGAGAGAAAAUUACGUCGAUAUUAUCGCAGGACGGCUGGUGCCAACGCGUUUGUCACCCUGAGCGCCGAAUACACCUGCAAGGCUGCGCAAGGCGCAGUGCUUGCACUGAGGAGCGAGGCGCGCGCCGAGACGAUAUUCGAGAACCAGGCCCUGAAGCAGUACGUCGCCCGGAACUUCGACAGCUGGUACGCGUACGCGACGCGCGACCUCGGGAGUCUAGUCCGGUGUGGAGACCUCGUCAUGGUCAGCGGUUGGGUCAAGACCUCCGCGGACUGGGCGGCGGCGGCCUUCAGCAACACGAGCACGAGCACGAGCGCGUCGUUUCGGACCCUUGGCGGGGCUCCAUCUGCACGGGAUGCACACGAGCGCCGAGUCGGGACCGGUGAUGCAGCGACACGGCGAGGACUACCUGACGAGCGUGCCCGGACGCCGGCUGGUGGAGGCAAAGAGAGAUCAGUCGGUCUUCGUGAAAUGUCACAAGACGCGAAAACGAGCGAUAUUUCCAAAUAAAGUGGUCGCAGGCGCGGGCUACCACUCUCUUCCCGAUUCAGAAGGCGCCAGGAGUGCCUCGGGAGCGGAAACAGUCUUAGCGCAGGAGGACGAGAGCAUUGAAGAGGUGAACGUACUGGAUCUUGAGUGUAAUGUAUGUGU
Phanerochaete carnosa HHB-10118-sp is the source of this 1135-nucleotide messenger RNA. RefSeq lists its product as uncharacterized. The transcript has a single exon. The coding region runs from base 113 to 466 and encodes 117 amino acids. The record is from RefSeq and is a predicted model, not a curated record. Lineage: Eukaryota; Fungi; Basidiomycota; Agaricomycetes; Polyporales; Phanerochaetaceae.